AUGCCAGCUGCAUUUACGGAAAUUAUAGAUGAUAUUGAAGAUUUAAUAUCUUCUCAAGAUAUCACGCCCAAAGAGAGAUAUGCUAGUAGAAAAAAUGUGAACGUGCGAUCAAAGCGACGGGAAAAAGUAAUCGAGACACCCGAGAAAAUUAUUUUGGAGAGUGUUGUCCCAGGCACCCAAACAAUAUACGUCAAGACAUGGGGUUGUGCACAUAACAACUCGGACUCGGAAUACAUGGCAGGGCUCCUGGCGGCUCAUGGUUAUAAACUCACAGAAGACAAAUGGCAAGCACAGCUGUGGCUGUUAAACUCUUGCACAGUAAAGAGUCCUUCAGAAGACCAUUUUAAGAAUGAAAUAGAGCUGGGUCAAAGUCGUGGGAUUCAUGUGGUGGUAGCUGGCUGUGUGCCUCAAGGUGCACCUCGUUCAUCAUACCUCGCAGGUCUUAGUGUGGUUGGUGUCCAGCAAAUCGAUAGGAUUGUAGAAAUUGUGGAAGAGACUUUAAAAGGCCACACUGUUCGUCUAUUUGGUACAAAGAAAACUGGUGAAGGCCGUAAAGCAGGUGGUGCAUCACUAUUGCUACCAAAAGUUCGCAAGAAUCCUCUGAUAGAGAUUAUCCCAAUAAAUACUGGAUGCCUCAACCAAUGUACAUAUUGCAAAACUAAACAUGCACGCGGGGAAUUGGGAAGUUACCCACCAGAUGAGAUUGUAGAAAGGGCUAGACAGUCAUUCAAAGAGGGUGUUGUUGAGAUCUGGUUGACGAGUGAAGACACAGGCACAUACGGCCGAGAUAUUGGAACGUCUCUUCCAGAAUUACUCUGGAAACUUGUGGAAGUUAUACCCGAAGGAUGUCGCUUACGUCUGGGCAUGACCAAUCCCCCAUAUAUUCUGGAGCAUCUGGAGGAAGUGGCUAAGAUCAUGCACCAUCCAAGAGUUUACAAGUUUCUUCAUGUUCCUGUUCAGUCAGGAAGCGAUCAGGUACUAUCAGACAUGAAGCGAGAGUACAGCCGGGCGGACUUUCAAAGAGUCGUUGAUUUUCUCCGAGGCGGAGUGCCCGGUAUGACUAUAGCCACUGAUAUAAUCUGUGGAUUCCCAACUGAAACCGAGCAAGACUUCGAGGACACGAUGUCUCUAUGUCGCCAGUACAAAUUUCCAUCGCUCUUCAUAAACCAGUUUUUCCCUAGAGCUGGAACGCCUGCAGCGAAUAUGCGAAAGGUCCCAGGACAAGAAGUAAAGAAACGCACCAAAGCUCUAUCUGAGUUUUUCAGAUCCUACGAACCGUAUGGCCACAAAGUGGGCGAAACUCAAGAGGUCUUAGUCACAGAUAUAUCUCACGACAAGAACUACUUCGUGGCCCACAACGAGUUCUACGAGCAGGUGUUGGUGCCAAAAGAAGACAAAUACAUGGGCAAAAUGCUGACAGUUAAAAUUACAAGUGCGACCAAAUUCUCAAUGUUGGGUGAGCCGAUUAAAAGACCCAGAAUGACGGGUCUUGUUCAGCCGCUGAAGAAGGGACAAGUGUCGGGACUGCAAGAGAGGAGUAAAAAGAUCCCGUUGCCCAUUUUUGUAUUGUUGGCCGCUGUGCUUUUACGAUUGUUAUGGAUAUUUUUAUAG
Molecule: messenger RNA, 1611 nt
Organism: Leptosia nina
Lineage: Eukaryota; Metazoa; Arthropoda; Insecta; Lepidoptera; Pieridae
Source: the annotation of a GenBank genome assembly